AUGGGCACUUGUCAGGAACUUCCAUGUCGGAUCUUGUCCAUCUUGGAAACGAGGUCAUCGCAGAUUCUGGUCAGAGAAAAUGGAAAAAUCUUCCAUGGAGUUCAGGUCUGUUGCAAAUUGGUCUUUUUCUUUCCGAACCUUCUGGAUCUCAGCUUUGGCAGGUUGCUUCUGUCUCUGGGCCUCCUUCCUCGCCCCGUACACAAUCCCCUCAAACCCAUCCACGAUCUUUCCCAUCUGCAGGCGCUUUAUGCAGAGCGCAUCGUGCUCUUCAGCACCAGGCUCUCCUUUUGUGUCACUUCCGGGCUGCGUCCUGGUUCCUGGGGUGUACGGCAGCACGUCCACGAUGGGCGGCAAGGGCAGCGGCACAGAAAUCCACCGGUGGUCCCAGAAAACCAGCUUCCUCCCCACCAGCCUCAGGCGGACUUCCCAGGAAGGUGCAGCCCGAAACUCGUGCACUUCUCGUCUCAGGGGAGCACACGCGAGUCUCUGAGGGCUGCCCUUUGGGAGCAGGUGAACUUGAGGGAAGUGGGCUGUUUCUGCAGGCCGACUUUCCAAACAGGAAAUCCUAAACCGCUCCACCCCGGCGGUGUACCUAGAACCUCAGCUUGUCCCGGAAGUACUCCCGCCCUCUGGUCCCAGGCAGCCGCGGGCAGGCUGAGCGGAAGCGGCGCGGAGGCAGGGGACCAGGCGGUGGGCCCCCUGAUCCGCCUGCGGGUGGGAGCCCAAGUGCGCCAAGAAGCCGCGGUUCCCUCCUCGCCCGUCGCCCCUUCGGCCCCUGCGGGGGCUGUACCCCAGGCGUGCCAUCCGCCGAGGCUGAAAGCACCUGCCUGCUCGGAGGUUCCUGAGGAACUCACUGUCUAUACCUUCCUUGUAUAUUCAAGGUGGAGAGCGCUCAACUGUAUUUCAAGUUGCAAUCUGAUUAAAAUAUUGGAAAGCAAAUUUGCCAGUCUCCUUCUCCAUCAGAGUGUGAUUGAGCUUCUGCCAAUGAGACAGCAACUGCAUGAGUUUUUGGAAGGCAGGAGGAAGAAACAAUUCCUGAUGGAAACAGAAGAGACAUUGGCCAUGGACACGUGUCUAGUUUAACCUGCGCUUCCGGAGCAAGGUUGACAGCAAUUACUACUCGCAGCCCUUCAGCUUUGUCUCCAGACACGCAGCUCCCUCAUCUAUCUUUCAAAAGCACAGGUCUUAUCAUGUUACACCUCCCACCUCCUGUCUUAAAAAAUGUUUAGUCUUGAUCAAGGGCAAGAGAACCCUUGGGGCAGCCAGAGACUGAGCAGCAGGGAUUCAGACAACUCUUGGCAACUGUAAGGAGCUGGCUGCAGCAUUGAAGGUGAGGCAGGUAUGAAAAUAUGUACCAAUUCUGACCAAAGAGAUGUGAGGAAAAGUUUCCUGCAGAUUUCUGGAAAGGUUUUCCUCAAAGAUAAAAAUGGGAAGCUCUGCCCUUUCUCCCACUGUCCACAAAGAAUGAAGCCUAAACUCCAGUGCCACUGUUGACAACAACCAUGAGGUCAUUCAGCCUUAGGAGAAAACCACAUUGCUGGUAACCAAGUGAAAAGGGAGAAUUUCACAGUGCGAAUUUUGAACUCUGCUUGGGAACCUCUUUGAAGAUCAGCCAGAAGAUGAUGGAAGUGCAAAUAACAUGCAGAAGCUCAAGGCUGUCCUUCUGUAGUUCAUGCUGAGCCGGCAGUCAUUCUCCCAACAUGACAGAAGUCAGAUUACCCUGAGCAUCAGCCUUUUACAGCACAGAACAUGGGACUUCAUUAAAUCUCAGCAUUUGCAUAUUCAUGAAGUACCUGUGAGUUUGGACAGAGAAGAUGCCUAUAUCAUACAGAGUAAGGUUUGAUGGGGUAAAUAUUUAGCAUGUGGCCAAGCAUGAUGUGGCCACAGUGGGCUUCUCCCUUCUUCUGAAGGCCUCGACACUACUAAGACAGUGGUAGGGUCGAGGCUAAGAAAGGCCUCGACACUACUCUGGGAAUACCAAAGGACAGCUUGUUGAGUGAAGUGUAAGUAUCCAGUCACUAAGGCAGUGACAUGAAGCUGAUCUCUUGAUUGAGUCCCAAACAGCUCUGCCUGAUCUCCACAUGUUCUCGCAUCUUCUUCAUAAAUACAUUUAUAUAAUUCUUCAAGUUCCACCAAAUAGACGGAGACACACACUGGCAAAAAGAUCCAUCCAGUUCUUGGUGUUGUCAGCCUGCCCGUCACAUUCCAGCAACAAACGACCUUCGGGGUUUGAGGACACCUCCCAACAGUAGCACCAGCUUCGCUGCCUUGUUCCCUCUGAACCUACAAAGCCUAAAGCUCUCAGCUUAUUUUACCCUCUAGUCCCUUCGAACUUGAGUUCUAAUGUCUUGGCCAUUGGUUUCUCUCUUCAUUUGAUUUGAAUCAUACUUGCAUCUAUCAAUGUCUCUUUGUCCCCCUCAACUCAUCCUCUGACCUUGUUGGUAGACAACUCCCCAUGAAUCCCUCAGGUUUCUGCCCAUCUUGUGACAUCAUUUGUCUGGAAUAUCUUUUCGAGGAUGUUUGUGUAGCAAAUAGCCUUGGAAAUAUAGUAUUUCCCCUCAGUGCAGAGGGCAGAUUUCUUUGCCGUCUAAGAUAAACACAAUGGUUUUCUCCCGAACAAAGUUUGGGCAAGUCUGCUAGCGGCACUUUAAUAAGAUGGAGGGUCCUAGGCUCAUAGUUCCUUAGUUGUGCAGGUAGGGUCCUCCUGGGUCUGCUUCUGCAUCAUUCCCAUAGAGCCUGGGGCAAGGAGAACCGAUGCAAACGCGAAGCCCAUGAUGCCUGCUGCUCUAUGAGUAAUAAAUGUCUUUGUCCCUGACCUAAAGUCUUGUGUCUUCUGCUCGUGUCUAUGAAACUGCGGCACGCUGACUUGUGAGCUUGUAAGUGGGGUGAAGUGUGAUGUUACAGUUCUCGAUAUGCUUCAGUUGACAUAAGCACUGUGGCUAGCAUUUUCUAGCUGGGGUUUCCUAGCAUUUGUGUCCUUUUCCUAAUUUCACCCUGAUUCCCUCUUCAGAAUUCUGUAUUCCCUAUUGGAUGCUAUCUGAGGAAUAUAAUUUGAUGUUCUGUCCUCUCCCACCUAAGAGAUGGGAGCAUAACCCAAGCUAAACAUGCUGAAACUUAAACAGAAUGACAGAAACAAUGAAAACAAUUAGCAUUCUUUAUCCCAGCUCCCUAAGCAAAUACUUCCUGCUAUUUCUGAAUAUCCUUUUCCUAAAAUCUAUAGAUAACCUGAACUCUGCCUGUGUCCUAACCAGUUUUGUGACACUUCCCAUGAAUUUUGUGAAUUUCUAAUAUUCACCACAUACAUUUCCUUUGGCUUGAGUUACUUCUGUCUCCUUCAACCAAAGAUUUCUAGAAUAAGCAGCCUGGGUCUAGCACCCUGGAAGUCAUAACGUGUUUCAUAUGUGUGCGGAUUGCCUUUUCACACAACAUGGUUACCCUUCACUACAGUUUGGGAUUUGGAAACAAGACAAUAUUAGACACAUAAAUAAAAAGAAUAAAGGACUCUAAAUUUCUAGAUUUUGUAGAUCUUUUCUCUGUCCACAAACUUAUUUCAAAGCAUUAAUUUAGUAUCUACUGAGCACCUCCUUUAUACAAAAACUGCUAGGAAUAUGGCAGUGAACAAAAGAGAAAACGUCUCUUUUCUCAUAGAGUUUACAAUCUUAUUCUAUUCUAUAUCCUAUUUUUACUCUUUCUUUAAAAAGAGGCUGUUAAAACAUAAAUGCUUUGUGGGCAUAAACCUUGUGCGUUUUUUGUUCAUCACUUUUAUUGGUGACUAGUUAUUAAGUGUCUGACAAAUAUUUACUGACUAAAUACACAAAUCUCACUUCCAAUGAGAAGUUGCUAACACUGAAACAUCUGCAUUUUUGGUCACAAAUAAUUGCCCAAGACAAAGACUAAGAGCAUUAGAACCCAAAGGGAUGAAGGGAUAAAGUUCUCUUUGUAUUUAAACGAGGGCAAUUUAAAGGUCUUAAGUUAGUAUCAGUUUGACAAAUUCUCAACGUCUGAUGGACACUGAAAGCCAUUCUUUAUUAAAUAAGAAUUUGCUAGAAACUAAAUAUGAUUACUAUUAAAGAGAACAAAUAAUAAGUAUGAGAAAUAUGAAUAAUAAAAUAAAUGGCAUUUUUUUGCACAAAUCAAAUGAAAUAGAAUUCAGAACUUUAAGACAAAACCAUAGUCUUAAUUAAUUAGUUUAUACAAUCUCAUCUUGCUUUCUCUUUUAGAGCCUCCAUUUUUGUUUUAAGAUCAUAUCUUCAUUUGUCUUUCAUUCUGGUACUCAUUUUUUAAAUUUUUUGUCAUCAGUUUUAUUUCAUUUUUAGUGGGCUUUUUUUUCUCACAUGUCCAACUGUUUUUAUUGCAGCUUUCUAUUAAAAUCUACAUCGAAUGAAUUAUUACCAGGUCUCAGAUCAGAUGCGUGUUAUUAUUGUACCAGGAGAACUUCUGGUGGAUUCUUAGAGAAAGGGUCAAGGAGUGACGUAUCUGUGAUGUGGAGCAGGGCUGACAGCCUACACUUACCUUGUUGCUUCCCUGAAAACCACUGAUAAAAGGUUUGCUACAUAAUUAAAGGACAAAUGGAUAAGUUUUCUCGAUUUUAGUGACAAUUACUAGGUUCUUCUUAAAAGAAUAAACUGAAUUCAACUUAGCUGUCUCUGGUUACAAAGAGGUCAGGUCAGGUUAUCAGCUAAAAGCAAUCCAACAGUCAGCCACAUAUGUUCUAAUAAAUGUUGAAUAAUUGGCUUGUUUUUCUGUUAUAUUCAAUACACGCUAAGUGAAUGGAACAGAUGGGAAAGCAGUGAUAAGAGAAUACAUACUAUUUUUUACUGAGUUUGAUCACUCUUAGAGCUUGGGUAAGCUCAGUAUGUUUUAACAAGUGGACCAAAAUAGCAGAAUUUAAAUAUUUCUCCCACAGCUGUUUCUGAAUGAAAAGAAAGUGCCAUGAAAGGAAUAGUAACUGAAUACUUACUAUGUAUGAAAUAACCCAAAAGAUACAAAGAUGAGUAAGACUCAAUUCCUGUCUGAAAGAAGAUUGCAGUGGGAGAAAAGGAGACAAUAUGUUUCACACAAUGCAGAAAAAGAACCAUAAAAGUAUGAAAUACGACAGUAAUUUAAAAAGCACUUCUCUGUGGUUGGGAGACUGGGACAAAGAUCAAUGUGAGCAGAGAAACAGCUCUGGAGGAGCAUAGAGGGUUCUAGCACAAGCAACUGAGUCCGUGGGGAUUGGGGAGCAGAGGGUUUGCUGUGUGGCCAGUGGCAGGUGGGGGCGGGGAAGGGAGUGGUAGCAGAAAUGGAGGCAGCAGCAGCAGCAGCAGCAGCAGGAAAGACAGGUGAGAGAGAGUCUGUGCAAGGCUUUCUGUGCCAUUCUUUAAGACAUGAUAGAUCUUGGUUUCCAGGAGCAAACCGUCCUCAGAGCAACGUUCUCAAAAGAUCACUGGCGCCUACCUGAAGGACAGACCGCUGAGGAGACAGACUGAAGGCUGGCUGGAGUCUGUGACCAGAAGAGGGCCAAGCUUUAAGAGAUGCAUCUCAGUUUGCAUGGCUGACUUGUGAGCUUGUGAGAAGGCACAACACAGAGGAGAGGAGUGCUGGAGGGACUUCUGGCAGACCAGGUGAGGCCCUAAACAAUGAUGGUGGGAUGGUGGAGACAGGCACAAGAAUAGGAAUGUCCAGAGAGUUAAGAGUUAGAGUCCCCCGUUAAGGACUGCUUCCUGAGGCACGAUGACUCUGCCGUGCAUUUUCUAACCCAUGUUUUUUUGUUUUUUGUUUUUUUUUUAUUUUUAUUUUUGGGACAGAGAGAGACAGAGCAUGAACGGGGGAGGG
Molecule: messenger RNA, 5814 nt
Organism: Felis catus (domestic cat)
Lineage: Eukaryota; Metazoa; Chordata; Mammalia; Carnivora; Felidae
Exons: 10
Coding region: 1-1083 (360 amino acids)
Source: RefSeq, a predicted model, not a curated record